Messenger RNA from Osmia bicornis bicornis, 2554 nucleotides. RefSeq lists its product as uncharacterized. NCBI's taxonomy places the organism in Eukaryota, Metazoa, Arthropoda, Insecta, Hymenoptera, Megachilidae. The transcript is spliced from 2 exons. The record is from RefSeq and is a predicted model, not a curated record. The coding region runs from base 1 to 708 and encodes 235 amino acids.
AUGGACGCUUCAUUCGAUCCUAAUCAGUUAGGAACAAAUGAAGCGCGCACAAACCUUUCUCAAACCUCUUUAUCUUUAUCCAAUUCCAUAAAUGAAGCAAAGAAAUAUAAUAAUCAAUCUAUAAUACGUAUAUUAAAACCUGCAAGUAUUUACAAAAACCAUGAUCUUGUAUCUACUCAAUAUAUAAAAGAUAAUAAUGAAAGAAAAUCUAACGAGUGCACUAUACAAAAUUCUGUAAUUACCCAAGGAAAUAUUGUGUCAAAUAUUACACAACCCACGAAUCCAGUAAUUACAUCCACACCCGAAUCCAUUAAUCCCGAUGUAUCUAUAAAAAAUAAGUGCUUAAAUACAAAUAGUAGUGAUUCGCACCUUACGCAGAACCAUAUGGAUGUUAAUAGAGAUAAAAAGGUACCUUUCUCAUGUCUUUUGGAAACAACUCAAGGAAACGACUCGAGUGAUACUAAAAAUAAAUGGAACAUGGGGGAGGUACAUAUUACUUGUAAUCCACUUUCAACACCGUAUCCGUAUUCCACGCCUCAUCAUAAUAUUAUGAGCGAGCCUGUAACAGAAUCGCUAGACGAUGAACCAAAAAGUCGUACAUGUGGAAACUUCUUACCAAUAUUGUCGUUGAUUCCGCAAACGGUGAUCAGCUUUCAGUACUUAAGCCCGAAAAUGAAAUUCUCAUGGUGGAGAAAUAAAAUCUCGUGAAGGUACGCUUAAAUGGCCAUUUAGCAUAAUCGUUGCUAGUGGUCUUGUAGCGCAAUUAAAUGCUAAAAUUCUAUUGAAAACCUCUUACCUCGUAGUGAGUUCCCAAUCUUCAUCAAUUAGAGGUAUCCUGUCAUUGUUACACUUAUAUGUCAAUCAGUCUGUACCUCUUUGUUACUAUAAAUAGGAAUGUACCGAAAGAACGCAUGCAGGUAGAUUUAAAAAAAGCAUAAGUAGUUCUUUCACUUUAUGAAAAUCUUUUUGCACAAUAUACAAUCAUUUGAAAUUCUUUUUGAAUAAUGUGUAUAUUGUAUAUUAUGAUUUUAUUGGAUCCUCUAGUCCGUGAAGCUUUUUCCUACUGUUUGCUAAUUUAUAAGUAGAACGAAACCACAUACCUUUUGCUCCAAAUGAACAAUUCUAUUACAAUCUCGCCCCCUUAUAGCGGUAUUACUUAUAGAAAUUUAUUAUACUAAAAUCAAAAAUCAAGUUACAGUAUGGAUCUAAUGAGAAACAAUAGCGAUCAAAAAACUUCUGUUAAAUUACUUCUUUUAAAGAAGUAGAUAUAUACAAGCAGAUUAAAAAGAAACAUUUUUUUAAAUGGAAAACUCAUUAAUUAGUUAAAUAUAUUUCCUCUGGUUUUUAAAUAUUAAACAUCCAUAAUGUUCUUAAUUGGAUGUUAUUUACAAAAGAAAAGUCUUAUUGGUCCAUACGAGUUUCUGAAAAUAUUAGACUUUUUAAUGCGUACAUCAAAAUAUAAUUAAAAUAUUCCAUGUGAAUAACUACUAUAUGUGAUAUUAUUAAAAAUAUGAAAAUAAUACACCAGUUGGUGUUGUACAACGUAAAAAAAUAUAGAUUAAGAAUCUAGAUUUCUUUAUUAAAUUGAUUUAGAUUCAUUUUCUGAAAUGGAAGAAGCAUUAAAGUAGUUAAGGUACUAUGAUUAAUCAAAUCAUUCCUAUAUGCGUGCGUGUAUAGCGUUGUGUGAGCGAUGUGUAUAUGACGUCAUGUUUCUUCUACAAAAUUUUAUUUCUCUGUGAGAAAUAUAAUUUAUAUUUGCAAACAAAUUCAUAUUAAAAAGAACGAUUAGAUGAGUUUUACUUUUUUUUUUCUUAAUUUAUAUUCUUGAGUUUUCAGAUUUUUAUCAAUAACAUUGACAUUUUGUUAUCUCUUUUUUGCUAGUUUAUUCUUGUCCGUGAUACUCUCUACAAAUGUAUGUUUGAUUUAGUUUUGCAGUUAUACUAUUAAUUUUAUAUUUAUUGAACAAUAAAUGUUUUUUUAUGAGUACGUACAUUCCAUUAUGUUUUAUUUUAUAUUUCCAGAACUUGUUAUUUUAUCAUUGUUAUAAAGCACAAUUUUAUAAUUAUCAGAAUAUGCAGUAAAGUAUAAGAAUAUUUGAUUUUUCAAAAAGGAGGUAAAGAGAAAGAAAGAUAGAGAGAGACAAUAAGAAUUGUAGCUCAUCUAAAUGACUUUGGUUCUUAUGUAAAUAAUGUUUGACUGCAUAAGCGCAAGAAUGAUGUUAACAAUAUCAUUAAAAAAUAUAUAACAAUUAUCUUUAGUCAUUAACGAUCGUAUAAAGUUUGUACUAUAAUUUUCUCUUCUUUUCACUUACAUUGCAUAUAAUUUAUAAAAAGUUAUUUGAUUUAAUGAUAGUAACAAAAAAUCUGCACUUUUAACAGUACUAACCGGCUAAUUAUAUAAACGAAUAAAGCAUAAUGUGGUAGGUAAUAUACAUCAUAGUCCCAUUAAGUGCUUUCCAAAGUGUAUUAUCUUUUGCUAUAGAUUAUUGUUGCAUGUAAGGUGACUUGAUUUCUGUAUUUUAAUCAUGAAAUAAAGAUUAUAUUUAGUCACUUAA